GCCGGAGACUCGAUCAAACUCAGCAAAAAAUAAUGGCUUCUGCAACUCCCAUUUCUCCUCCCUCCCUGCUCUCCUCCUCCUCCGCCGCCAAGCUUCGCCUGACUCCACCGCCGACCGCCGCCUUCCCUUCCUCCAGAAGAACGCCGCCCGCUUCCCGACCGGUGACGGUGGUCGCGGCCAUCGGAGAGGUAUCCUCCAACAGCACCACCUUCCUGGUGGCCGGAGCCAUCGCCGUGGGGCUCAUCGGCACUGCGUUUCCAAUUCUGUUCGCUCGCAAAGACAUAUGCCCGGAGUGCGACGGAGCGGGAUUUAUACGGCGGUCGGAGGUGGCGCUGAGGGCGAACGCGGCGAGGAAAGAUCAAGCUCAAAUAGUUUGCCCUAAUUGUAAUGGCCUGGGGAAACUGAGGCAAGUCGACAAGUAGGAGAACCAAUUUGAAAUUCGAGAUGGUAAUUUGUAAGAGACCCAUCAAAUCAUAAAUUACGUCCUCAAAUUGUGUAUCGUUGUUGUGAUUUUGUAUUUCUGAGUGUAUGAGCACGGUUUUAACGCUUGUAUUGUAAUUAAUCAGAGACUUGUAAGGUUGAGGGUUAUUUUGUGGAGUGCGUUGUGUAUUUUUCACUUUUCUAUUAAAUAUAUUUCUCGGUUUUUGAGUA
Molecule: messenger RNA, 651 nt
Organism: Zingiber officinale
Lineage: Eukaryota; Viridiplantae; Streptophyta; Magnoliopsida; Zingiberales; Zingiberaceae
Exons: 2
Coding region: 33-422 (129 amino acids)
Cellular component (GO): chloroplast thylakoid membrane
Source: RefSeq, a predicted model, not a curated record